AAACAAUUCUGCAAAAUAAGUUACUAUAUUAUAGUGGUAAAGUACAUAAACAAAUACGUUAGCCAAUGUAACUUCCGCGCAAGGCACGGGAAACGCAGCAUUGCGCAAAAUCGCAUCCUAUUGUUAACACUCAACAAUUGGCAAUUCACUUAUUAGUAACGUGUGAAAUGUGUUUAUAAUCAGUCGACGAACAAGGUAACUUAGGCGCCAAAAUGAAAGCUGUCAAAUACGCAUUGAUAGGCAUAACGAUGGCGGCCAUUUUGCCGGAAGUGACGUCAUGGAUCGUCGAUAUGACGGAAGUGGAGAAGUUAUUGGGCAAUGAUCAAGCCGACGAAGAGGCUAACUUCGACGAUGACAUAUGGCCCAGUGUUGCCAGUGAUGACAACGAAGUGAUGUACACUGCCAAUUAUGCGGAGAAUUUUAAUUAUGAGACUUAUAAAAAGAAAGAGGUUGACAGUAUAAUCAGAAAUGGCGGCGCGUACUUGGAAGGGUUGAGUAACGCAAUGGCUGCUUACAGGGACACUCUAGAAGACUGCAACAGAAACUCAUCAAAAACAUCAAUCGUCAGUGAUACUAAUGGAGAAGUAAAAACAAGAUGCGAGAAAGCAGAAAAGAAGAAAGAUUACGUUCAAAAACUGUCGGAAAUGGCUCUUCUUACCACAGACAAAAUGAGAGACAAAGAUUAUGACGACAUAAGCCAGGAACGCACAGAGGAUGGAGACUUGAUCAGGCUGGCGUGGACUUUGGACCGGCUGGCGGCGCUCACUGGCUACAGCAGCGCGCAUGGGGACACGGUCUCAAGCAACGGUGUACAAGACAAUAAUCCGAAAUCGUCGACAGAAGCGAACAUGGCGACCGAAGACAAUAGACAAUUGGAAAUCCUAGAGCAGGUAGAAAAUGGCCGCCCGCUGCCUCCAAAACUGACAGACACAAGAUCAGUUCAGAAACGGGACACAGGCGAUGUAAUGAAGUAUUACCUAAAAUACAAAGUAUGGAAUGCUUCGAACGCUGAAGACGAUCACCGAACUAGUGAUAACGAUCCUUUCGACAUACAGAACUCUCUCAAAGUCCUCCCAAUAAGGAAACGGUCACUCGCGUACAAGAAAGCUACUAACAUGCGCAGCGCAAUACAAAAGAUACGGCGACUGCGCUGUCAACUAAAAGAUCGUUCGGAAAUACAUUUCAGGAAACUUGUGAAGUCUAUAAAAGUUUAUAGAAGAAAAAUAUUCUCAAAUGAUUCUCAUUGAUUUUUAUUUACAUUAAACGUUUUAAAUCAUUACAAUAUUUUUUUUAUAAACUAAUCGUUUGAUUUUGCUUCAUGCAAUCCUUUGUAAAUACAAAAAUCGACGAUAUCAUAUUAUUGUGAAUAUAAAAAAAACAACAGUUUUUUCAACAGCUUCUUGUAUAUGGCAAAACUAUUUUAUCACAAUAACUCUUAAGGCUAUGCGUCUUAUGCCUCA
Bicyclus anynana (squinting bush brown) is the source of this 1460-nucleotide messenger RNA. RefSeq lists its product as uncharacterized. The transcript has 6 exons. The record is from RefSeq and is a predicted model, not a curated record. Lineage: Eukaryota; Metazoa; Arthropoda; Insecta; Lepidoptera; Nymphalidae. Bases 213 to 1247 code for a protein of 344 amino acids.